Asparagus officinalis (garden asparagus) is the source of this 924-nucleotide messenger RNA. RefSeq lists its product as uncharacterized. The transcript has 2 exons. The record is from RefSeq and is a predicted model, not a curated record. Bases 1 to 924 code for a protein of 307 amino acids. Lineage: Eukaryota; Viridiplantae; Streptophyta; Magnoliopsida; Asparagales; Asparagaceae.
AUGAGGCGUUCGUUAUUCCUUCGAAUCCACGACGCAGUCGUCGAACAUGACAAGUACUUCGUCCAAAAGAGGAAUGGUGCUGGACAGUUAGGACUAUCUAGUCUUCAAAAGAUUACUGCAGCUAUGUGGAUGCUUGCAUAUGGAGCAUCCGCUGACUCCGUUGAUGACUACGUUCGGAUCGGUAAAAGUACGUCGCUUGAGAGCGUGAAGAGGUUCGUUCGAUCGAUUAUCAACAUCUUUGGAGAGGAAUACCUUCGUGCACCGACUAAUGAAGACGUUGCACGCCUGCUCGAGGAAGGCUCACAACGAGGUUUUCCUGGUAUGCUUGGGAGCAUCGACUACAUGCACUGGACAUGGAAGAACUGUCCAGCUGCCUGGCAAGGUAUGUAUCCUGGACAUUUUCAUGAACCCACAAUUAUUUUGGAGGCCGUAGCUAGCAAAGAUCUUUGGAUAUGGCAUGCCUUCUUUGGACUACCGGGGUCUCACAAUGACCUUAAUGUUCUACAUCGUUCACCGGUUUUCGCACAACUUGCGGAGGGAAGAGAUUCACCGUGCAACUAUACUGUCAAUGGCCACGAGUAUAAUAUAGGAUACUAUCUCGCCGAUGGGAUUUACCCAGAGUGGUCGACAUUAGUGAAGACUAUUCCAGCACCUCGAGGAAACAAGCAUAAGUACUUUGCUCAACAACAAGAAAGCGCAAGAAAAGAUGUUGAGCGAGCUUUUGGCGUGUUGCAAGCUCGAUUUGCGAUUGUUCGUGGACCAGGACGUUUCUGGCAACCUUGUGUGCUGAAAGACAUCAUGACAGCUUGCAUCAUAAUGCAUAACAUGAUCGUUGAAGAUGAACAUGAUUGUCAAUUGGACAACAACUUCGACUUUACUGAUUCGGAAGAACUAAUGAGGAUGCGAUGCGAGUACAAUAUAUGA